Sitophilus oryzae (rice weevil) is the source of this 682-nucleotide messenger RNA. RefSeq names its product dnaJ homolog subfamily C member 24-like. The coding region runs from base 167 to 565 and encodes 132 amino acids. The transcript has a single exon. Lineage: Eukaryota; Metazoa; Arthropoda; Insecta; Coleoptera; Curculionidae. Gene Ontology annotation, biological process: positive regulation of ATP-dependent activity. Gene Ontology annotation, molecular function: ATPase activator activity; ferrous iron binding. The record is from RefSeq and is a predicted model, not a curated record.
GUUAACCCUACUUUCCUUCCAUGUUUUGAUUUUUUGUUUUUUUUCUUUUUACAAUUUUGCAUUAGAUAUUAGUUCAACCAGGAUGAACUAGAUCUUGGUAUUCAAUAUAAUAUGUAAGUGUUUAUUUAUAAUUUUUAUUAAAAUUGUGAGUAGCAAAAUUUCCACCAUGCAUAAUAUAGAGAAUUAUUACGAAGUUCUUGAGUGCCCUGAAACAGCUACCUUGGAAGAACUUAAGAAGAAAUAUCAAACUUUAGUAAAACAGCAUCACCCAGAUAAAGGAUCCAAAUCUUAUGAAAGAUUUGUAUUAUUAGAUAAAGCAUACAAGACUUUAAAAGACGAAAAGUCACGGAAGGAUUAUGAUGCAGAAUUACUAGCCCAAACAUGUAAUGAAGAAUCAGUGAUUUAUGCAAGUUUAAAUAAAAAGGAUAUUAAUUUGAAUUCUGAUGGUAUUUUUGGUUUUACAUGCAGAUGUGGAGGAGAAAUCCCAAUUACCGAAGAACAUUUAUGUGAGGAUGAGUGUAUUGUUGAGUGUUCAGAAUGUUCAAACGCUAUUUUAAUAAAGUGAUAUUUGAAUAUGUUUAUAUUUUCCUAUCUAUUAAGAAAGGUUUGUUACAUUUUUUCUUUAAAUAUAUUUUAUAAUUUGUUUAAAAAACAUGUACAUAUAUAAAUACUUAAAUCUUUA